AUGCAAACUUAUUGUGAUCUGAAAUCAUCGAGGGGCAAAGGUAUAGUUGCUUUAGAACCGGAGGACUAUUCGAAAGAAAAAGACGAGUUAAAAUACUUUACAAACAAACAGAUUUAUCUCAUUACAGUAUCAUUUAAAUUUAAACAUAAUGGUUUCAAAAUGAGGCAAGAUUUUCGUUCUAUGUCACAUUCUCAGGUGAAGUUUACUGUUGAAUAUAUUCGUAUAAAUUUAAUUUAUAUUGAAGAUAACGAAGGACAAAAGUACCAGUUCGUUACAAAGAGAAGUUUCCAUAAUUUAUAG
Messenger RNA from Schistosoma rodhaini, 300 nucleotides. Lineage: Eukaryota; Metazoa; Platyhelminthes; Trematoda; Strigeidida; Schistosomatidae. The record is from the annotation of a GenBank genome assembly.